Messenger RNA from Bactrocera latifrons, 261 nucleotides. Its product is annotated as glycine-rich RNA-binding protein GRP2A-like. Bases 1 to 261 code for a protein of 86 amino acids. Lineage: Eukaryota; Metazoa; Arthropoda; Insecta; Diptera; Tephritidae. The record is from RefSeq and is a predicted model, not a curated record. The transcript has 2 exons.
AUGAAACCGUUCACUUGUAUUGUGGUCAUUGUGGCCGCACUUAUUGCCUGUGGUCAGGCGCAUAGUGUGCAGAAGCGUUCUUUGGGCGCCCUACUGGGAGGAUUAGGCGGCGGCGGCGGUGGCCAAGGUGGUGGUUGGAGCAGUGGUGGCGGCGGCGGUGGUGGUUACGGAGGUGGCCAUGGAGGCUGGAGCGGUGGCGGCGGCGGCCAUGGUGGCUGGAGCGGCGGUGGUGGCGGUUGGGGCGGCAGCGGUGGUUGGUAA